AUGGACGACAAAACUGUGCGACCACGGCCAGAUGCGCCGCGGCGAACGACGCAUCCUGCCACGCCUGUGAAGAAGCCGCCUGUGCUUGCAGCUGCUGUAAACAGCGACAUUUCUUCUCCGCUCAACAACACCCACAGCAGCAGCGCCGCCAGUCCCAGCGGCAGCGGCAGCGGCAGCUACAGCUCAAACAGCCUGCCCCUGCGACCGCGAAACCAGUCUCCCUAUACAAGGCCCCAUCUGCGCUCCAGAUCCCACGCCUCUGUGCUCGCUCCUCCCAUGGCGCCGCGUGCACAUUCGCUGCCCUCGGUGCACUCGGCCGGCCACCAAUAUAACUCUUCCCCCUCGGCGUCGCCCUUGCUGCGCCCGUCGAGCCCAAUGUCUUCGUUGUCCCCACGACACCCAUACUCGCCAAACAUGCGACCGACCUCACCCUUCCGCCCUCGCUCUCCACUGCCACUAGACGAGUCGACCUAUACACAACAAUCCAUUUCCUACGACGGAGCUUUUCAAAGCAUUUCCGAGGAUGCCGAGCUCAACAUAACCCCACGAUCUCAUCUCGACAACCCAUCACAAGCAGCUCCAUUCGGACGCUCGCUGUCUUUGCGUCGACAACGACCUUCGUCCCCCCUACACUCGCUUACCCCUUCAGCUGCCACGUCCCGCUCAGCUUCAGCUACUUCUUCACCCUCGGUCGCUUCAGCUCGCUUUAACGAGAACUUUCCAUCACUGCAUCACUAUGCCAGCAACUCUUCCUUCUCGAGCAUCUCAACCACACCAUCUUCCGCUCGCUCCCGAUCUCCUAGCAUCUCAUCCCUCGAAACCAUCGAAGACAACCCAGAUCUAGAAUGGGAAGCUAUCGAGGCUGACCGAGCAGCUAAGCAGCGUGCAGCAAUAGAGGAAGAGGAGGAGGAGGAGGAAGAGAACGACGACACAGAGCCCCGAAGAAGGGGCAGUCUAGACAUUCCAGGCCACCGAAGUGUUGGCUUCGGCUUUGGCAGACGAGGCGGAGAUUCUGGCCGCAAGAGAUGGAGCAUCUGCGGUGGUGAGCGAACGGUCGAUCUAGACCUCGAGACCAUCUGGGAGGAUUGA
This is a messenger RNA of Aureobasidium subglaciale EXF-2481, 1089 nucleotides long. RefSeq lists its product as uncharacterized. The coding region runs from base 1 to 1089 and encodes 362 amino acids. The transcript has a single exon. Lineage: Eukaryota; Fungi; Ascomycota; Dothideomycetes; Dothideales; Saccotheciaceae. The record is from RefSeq and is a predicted model, not a curated record.